AUGAGCGGCGACAACUACCGACUGCUGCGGACAGACAGCAACCAAGAAGAUGACGACGAUGUCGAUGCGCUCGAAUACGGCCGUCCAUUUUCUCAGACCAAGGCGUCGCCAUCGAGAAUAAAGCCCGUAGUGGAUGCUAUAUGGUCGAGUAUGCGCAGAUUACUCGAAUCUUCACCCUUGUACUCUCCACUAAAGGCGACGACGACAAGUCUCCGACGCGACUCGUCCUCGUCCUCGUCCUCUACCAACAGUUAUUCACUUUCCUCUGCACCGCUCUCAAUAUUUCAACAAUUAUACUUUCACUCCUUUGACGGCAAAUAUGCCACUCGCCGAAUAUACAAACGGCUUCUUGGCUCACUGGGCCUUGGGCUCGUCUGUCUCUUACUCUGGCUCUAUUGGGAGACCGUCGAACGGAUAUACUAUGUUCAGUUUAUCAUGAACACCCCUGGGCCCGGCUGCCUCGUCGACCGCAGCACGCCAGAUAGCUACGUUCAAUGGUCGCCAGACAGUCAUGUCCUUUCCAGCGGUCAGGGCCCAGUCUAUCAUUGCAUACGUCAGCGACCGCAGUCGAAAAAAUCAUUGGCUGCUGGUGAUCAAAAGGGUGCCUCGCUCCGCACCUGGCGCCCGCUCCCAGCGGAUUGUAUAGAUGCUUACUACUCUGCUGGCGCUUCGUGCUCGGACGGGCAGCGCACCACGCUCGACGUCGUGUGGACGUGGGUAAAUGGUUCUGAUCCUAUGCUCAUCCGUUCCAAAGCGCGCGCAAAGGCGCGCUUGGACCGACAGCGGAUCCGAGAGGAGAGGCAGCGCCAGCGAGAACACGGCGCUGCUGUCGAGUAUCUCCCAGAACAAGACGAUGAAGAAGAGGAAUUGGUCAUCAAGGAAGAGGAGAAUAAACAUCUCUAUCGCGACCACGACGAACUUCGGCAUUCGUUGCGCUCGGUGCUCGAAAAUUUCCGCGAGUCGGCCAACAAGUUUACGAUUCUUACCUCUGAUUUCGAUUUCCCUACCGACUCGGGAGAGGAUGCCGGCGAGGAAGAAGUCGACGUGCCAUCUGCAAGGCUCGGCUUGCUUCCACAGUGGCUAAAGUUUGGUGUCUUCGUCGACGAGUCGGGUCAAUUACAACAACAGCACCAACAGACGAUUGGACACUGGAAGGAUGGAGAUAUCUCGCUCGACGUUGUGCAUCAUGCAGAAGUCUACGAUGAGUAUGAUGGAACAGUGUUCAACAGCAACUCGAUCGAGUCUCAGAUUGGAAAUGUCGCUGGUGACAAGGCAUUCUUGUAUUUCAACGAUGACUGCUUCUUCAACGCACCUCUCAGUGGCUCUGAUUUCCAUUCAUCCAACUAUGGUCUCGUAUUUCGACUCGUAGCGUAUCCAUGGAUGCUCCUCACACCCCACCACUACCCCGUCGAUUCGGGACUUGGUGAAUGGCAUCCAAUGGAAUUCACCAACUAUCUCCUCUCAAAGCGCUUUGGCGCACGUCGUCGGCCGUAUCCCAUGCAUCAAGUCAAAGUCCUCCAGGGAGCACUGAUGCGCGAAAUGUGGGAGAUGUGGAGCGAACAAGAGAGGAUCAAUGAACGACACAAAUUUAGAGGACUGGGCGGGCUGGAUAAAAUCGGUGUGAGUGAAGGGGACGAACGGGAGCCAUGGAUGGACGAGUUGGACCCCAUUGAACUCCGUGCCGACGCAGAAGAGGAAGGAGCUGUCGAUGUCGAGGAACGUAAAGUCCGACGAAGGCGGCGGUCCAUCUUCCAAGACGAGCAGGGAGAGGACACAGAGACAAAACCGUGGCGUGCACCGUCGAUUGAAGAAGACGAAGACGAUCGACCGCGUGCACAAUACAAGGGCCACAACUCUGAUCCUCACACGAACGAAUAUCCAACCAAUGAUCAGUCUGAAGGGGAAGAAGUGGACGACGGAGACGCGCAUGUCAUGUUCCUUUUCACCCACUUUGUCAUCGAACGCUCGCGUGAGGCUAUGCUCUGGUCUUAUGUUGUCGCUACGCUUGGAGACGACGAUGAUGCGUUUGGGGACGCACAGCGCUCGCGGUUGCGGGAAAUGCUCAAGAGUGCCAAUGCGACGGAGCGUGUUCUGGAAUCUUCCGGUAGUACUGGUGACAAUGUAGAGGCUGGAAGAAAGGCGUACGACGUGGUGGUAGAACGUCGCAAGACGAUGGAACCCUGGCGCGUCGAGUGGACCUUGCGCGAAGUUGGCGACAAGCUCAAGGGAUCAGAGUACCUCUUCUCGAGUCAAGACGGGGAUGCGUACUCAUACUACGACGACAAAGGUGGUCUUCCAUGGUGGCAUGACGGCUCGACAGACUGGCCCAAGCUCUGGCAUGAAGCCAACUUUGACGCAAAUAUCACGGCCCGUCCUGACUGGACGCGCUGUACAAUCGAGUGGGAUACCUGCUUCGACGCUGAAAUUCAUUCGGCGAGCGACAUGUUCAAACAGGUAGCCUUUGAGAAGAGGGAAUGUGGCGAUUGUCUGUUGAAAGCCCUCGUGAGGGCUAGCGGGGACAUUGGACUCUCCGCGCUCCUUCCGCCACACAAUCGUACAUUCGUCUCUCAACCCCUCCUCCAGCAGCCACCACAACACCAAGAUGGAGAUGCCGGUGUCAACGACGAUGCGUCUACGGCCCCGCCUUUGAAAUUCGGAGAAGAGGCCAUUGCACCAUUCUUGCCACUCACGACGACCUGGCAAGAAGCCGACUUUUCGCUCGAGGGAGUAUUCGCGUCUGGGUUCUGGGACCCAAUUGACGGGAGCGGUCGCGUGAGGUUGCGUGAGUGGACGCAACGGUUAAUGGAGCGAUAUCGAUAUGUUCUCGCCGACACUGGAAAUUAUUUCAAUGUGAUUGGCAACCCCGUCGACGCCGAGCGAAUGUUUGCCUAUGUCGACGACCACCCGCACGUGCCGCUCGUGACGAUCAAUGACGUGAUUUGGCAAUAUCCCGAGCUCACAGAUGAGCGAAUGCGUACCUGGUUCGACCAACGUUGGUCGGUGCCGGCUGCGUGGGAGAGGCCCGAGGGUGUCGCGGCAUCUUCGUCCAGUUCAAUGUUCGAUGCGUUUCACUGGACAAAGAGGAUGGACGAAGAAGAGAUGAUGGCAUGA
Messenger RNA from Serendipita indica DSM 11827, 3111 nucleotides. The record is from the annotation of a GenBank genome assembly. Lineage: Eukaryota; Fungi; Basidiomycota; Agaricomycetes; Sebacinales; Serendipitaceae.